AUGGGUUACUGCCGUAUGUUGGAAGUGUAUCUGGCUGGUAGUGCCGAGGGGACUAACACAAGUGCAAACACGUUAACGGAAUUCGAGCUCAAGGUGAUAGAAUAUAUGUCCCGUCGGAUCGAUGAUUGGAUUGAAUCUUUCAGGGAAGCCUUAACAAAGGUCCAAAAUUGUCUUGACUGGAACUCAGAACUAUGGCUUGGACAGGAGGCUGCAUUCCAAACUUUGACUAACAUGAUGGCUCUCAUAUCACAAUUCGAUGCCGAUAAUGAAUGUGUCAAAACUAGGCUCCUGGUAGUUCAACAGGCUUAUAUGUGUCUCGACAUAGCACAAGUUCGACUGUUCUUUUCUGACUGCUUUGGGACCCAGGCAGGCUUGAAGCUCUGGAAAAAAUUGACCUUUAUCGCCAGACCGUUGGUCGACUGUCGAUUACUGAGAUCAAUAGCUGCCCGGGAGCCGCACUUGGGAAAUUGCAAGGUUUCAUUGAUUUCUUCCAAAUCGAGCACAGCACUGGAAGGCAAAGACGUAGUUGACAUAUUUGAGGCGUGGGAACAACUAGGGCUGGGCUGCAUUCCAAAGCCAGUGAUCCGAAAACUUCAUCCAUUGAGCCAAAAGUUUAAAAUAGCUUGCGCGAAGACUUUUUCUCUGCAUGCUGAGAUACAGCUAGUGGUGCACUAUGAGGACAGAUGUGCACCUUGGCCUACUCUUGACUAUUUUGGAUGCAGUAAAAAGACUUGCUUGCUCUGCGAAACCUUCCUUGGCGCGUUGCCGAGUCCAAUUGCCACACGUGGAAGGCAUGGUAUUUGCUAUCCUGCUUGGGCUGUACCAGUCUCGAAGUCAGGUACCAUGCAGAUUGCCGUCAAGGUGUUGGAGCAAAGCCUUUUGGCUCGCAUUGAAGGGAUUCUCAACGGCUUUAUACACCCUAGGCACAAAAGUCUCGUCAUGCAAUCCGACAUCGUGUCGGACUUUUCGGACCUGACACUCGAAGAAUGGCAGCAGAAAGAACAGGAUAGGCAGCGUUUUAAAAAUGAAAAGACAAUCCAGCAUACGAAUAUGCUGAUUAGCCAGGGGAUUACUCCAACUACAAACCCGAAGCAUCACCCCCUCGACAAUUUUGAACUUGAAGAUUGCUGUGUGAUGUGUAAUAAAAGCCCAGGAAUUCAAUGCCCACAAUGCCGAAGUACAUACUAUUGUUCCAAAGACUGCGAGAGAAGUGAUUUUGCUUCACAUGACCCUCUCUGCAAACAGUUCGCUCUUCAGCCCGAUAGACCCUCCCCGGAACACAAGCGAGCCAUAUUCUUCCCAGUUGAGGAAGACAAGCCAUGCUUAAUAUGGAUCCCAUGCAGACGGCAAUAUGACGAGGAAGACGGAAUCGGAUGGAAGAAGGUUGAUUAUAAUCCCUACCUUGGAACUGAUGACCCGUUAAAACGCACAAUGCGCAUUGAACAUAAUCCAGUACGAGAUCGAAAUCUGGGCUCUGGCUUUACAUGCUUUUCUCCGCGCAAGGAAGGAUACUGUGUCUCCUUGCUACAUCGCGACGCAUAUUUGAAGGAUGGGUCAGCCACAAAUAAAAGUAUAUUGGCUUCUGUGAGAGCGUCCCGCACCGCUACCACCCCACAUGAAUAUCGCGGCCCGAUGAUUGCCCUGCGUGAACUUCACCACGAAGACUUUGCCGAUAUGACACUAGCUGACUUCCGACAUCUGAUGGAUUACUUGAUAAGCUACCGAGACACGAAUAUCAGAGAAAGCGUCCCGGAUUUGCAACACCGCGCUACAACAGCCUCCCGCGGCGUAAAGAUUUGCUGUUACGGCGAAGUGGAGCUUCAUGGGUCAGAGCACUUCGUUUCUGUCGAUUUUACUCGAGCAAACAAGAUCUCGCUGGGCAGCGGAUCUAUCUCACCAAUAUCUGUCUGCCUCGGUAUGCCUAUACGAUUUUGGAAGGAUCCGGGUACCGAGCUUCGCCAUCAUCCGCCAGAAUGGAACAAUAGUAAUCCUAACGUUGCAUUCAUGAUGAUGGAAACUGAGUGUUGUAAGCAAGAGUGGGGCUGGGCGCCUUCGUACUGGAGUUGCGACAUAGGGAAUGUCUGGGCUGUUCGUGAAGACGGGCGGGAUCUUGCUGUGAGAGAUGUCGACAUGAUGUGCCAUUUUAUGAGGCACAAAUUACAGGUUAUGUUUGAAGACGUGAUGGAAUCAGGGGAGAGCUCAUUCAAUAGGCAGAGGGUCUUGGAUUUCAUCACUAAGGAUAAUAUGAUUCUUCAUUGGGAGGAGACUCAUGGGAAUUAG
Messenger RNA from Penicillium nucicola, 2280 nucleotides. RefSeq lists its product as uncharacterized. The transcript has 3 exons. NCBI's taxonomy places the organism in Eukaryota, Fungi, Ascomycota, Eurotiomycetes, Eurotiales, Aspergillaceae. The record is from RefSeq and is a predicted model, not a curated record. The coding region runs from base 1 to 2280 and encodes 759 amino acids.